Beauveria bassiana ARSEF 2860 is the source of this 735-nucleotide messenger RNA. Its product is annotated as derlin-2 protein. Lineage: Eukaryota; Fungi; Ascomycota; Sordariomycetes; Hypocreales; Cordycipitaceae. The transcript is spliced from 2 exons. The coding region runs from base 1 to 735 and encodes 244 amino acids. Gene Ontology annotation, molecular function: misfolded protein binding; ubiquitin-specific protease binding. The record is from RefSeq and is a predicted model, not a curated record. Gene Ontology annotation, cellular component: Hrd1p ubiquitin ligase ERAD-L complex; endoplasmic reticulum membrane. Gene Ontology annotation, biological process: endoplasmic reticulum unfolded protein response.
AUGGAUCAGGCGAUGGACGGUGCGAGGCUGCCCGUAGAGGCCUGGUUUUGGGAGACGCCUGUGUGCACGCGAUGGUGGACGACAGCGACGCUGCUGGCCAGUGCCCUUGUCCAGUGCCGCAUCGUCUCACCGUACCAACUCUUCUACAGCUACCGAGCUGUGUUUCAUAGAUCACAGUACUGGCGUCUUGUGACGUCCUUCCUCUACUUCGGCCCGUUUUCGAUCAAUUUGCUCUUCCACAUCUACUUCCUCCAGCGAUACUCGCGCCUUCUCGAAGAAUCAUCCGGUCGAUCGCCUGCUCAUUUCUCCUGGCUUUUGCUCUACGCAAUGUUUAGCCUAAUUAUCAUGUCCCCCCUCGUGUCUCUGCCUUUUCUCGGGCAUCCGCUUUCUUCGACCCUCGUAUAUAUCUGGUCCCGGAAAAACCCAGAUACGCAGCUCAGCUUCUUGGGCGUUCUUGUUUUCACCGCUCCGUACUUACCGUGGGUGCUGAUGGGCUUCAGCCUCAUAAUGCACGGAAAUGUCCCCAAGGACGAAAUUAUGGGUGUUGUCAUCGGACACAUCUGGUACUUUUUCACAGAUGUGUAUCCUCCUCUUCAUAACGACUCUCGGCCCUUGGAUCCUCCUAGGUGGUGGCGGAGACUUUUCGAGGGCAGACCUGCGCGGCCCUCGACCGACGACGUUGAUGAAAUGAUACACGCUGGUGUCCGCGAUGCCCCAGUCCCCGAAGCUCGCUAG